Suillus subalutaceus is the source of this 1347-nucleotide messenger RNA. RefSeq lists its product as uncharacterized. The coding region runs from base 105 to 1124 and encodes 339 amino acids. The record is from RefSeq and is a predicted model, not a curated record. NCBI's taxonomy places the organism in Eukaryota, Fungi, Basidiomycota, Agaricomycetes, Boletales, Suillaceae. The transcript is spliced from 7 exons.
GAUUGACGUAAAUGAGAUGCAGUCACAACGUUGCAACGUUGAACUUUAAGUAACUCAAUACUUUUGUGUCUCUCUUCUCCUUGUUCUCGAUUUCCUUUGCUGUCAUGCUGUUACUAUCUCUUACACUCUUUUUUUCUUCUUGGAAUACCUUCGUUUACGCUGGCAGUCAAUCCAAAGGCGAGAACUGCACCGUCGGUAACAAUCGCCUCCAAUUCGGCACCUAUCAAUUUCAUAGCGAUUGCGACGCACAAACAUACUGCUCGUCGCAGGGCACUUGUGAACUGAAGGGCUGCAGAAAGGACCAAUAUCCAUUUGGGUAUCCACCAGACGCCUACAUACCACCAAAGUGUCCUGCUGGGCAGUUUUGUCCCGACGAGAGCGAUGCGUGUCAGCCUUUGCUACCUGUUAGUAGUCCGUGCCAGCUGAAUCGUGAUGACCAAUGCGAGCCGCCUCCGAAUUGGCAGGAAUUGGCUGAUGGCUCGCAGUACGGCCAUAACGUAAAUGGCUCCGUCUGUCUGAACAAUGUCUGCAUGUGGGCAAAUGUCACAGUCGGCCAGUCUUGUGAAGUCGAGAACACCGCCUACGUCGCCUAUGCGGGAACUAACGAGUUCGCUGAUAUUGUGUCCCGAGGCAAUUGUCAAACUGGGUCGUAUUGCGACUCGCAGUCGUUGGUUUGCAUCCAGACAAAACAGCUUGCAGAGACCUGUGAUGCAGAUAAAGAAUGUUCGUCAUUUAACUGCUUGAGUAAAGGUGUUUGUGGUUCAAGUGCUGACUCGCCAAAACACUUUGGGAUCUGGGUAUAUCUCAUGGUCGGAGUUGGUAUCUUCGGAGGCAUGUUUGCCACUUUGAUUACCUUGUUCCUGAUCCACCGCCGUCAACGUGACAAGGAACGUGAGAAGCGCCUGCAGUACUGGCUCGAACAGAAUGCCUUGCGCCAGAGCAUUAUGCAAAUGAAGGAAAUUGCUCGUACCUCUAUCUUGUCUCUCGGUAAUGGCAACAGCAACCGGAGCAGCCGCGCUGUAUCGGAAGAGUCAUCGACACCAAUGAUCCAGCACUCGGUCCACAAGUCGAGCGGGCUGAGACAACAAUGCCUGACAGAUGAACACGGGCGCGAAUACGAUUAAAUAACGAUGCAAGCGAGUCAGCGGUGGGUGUGGGUAUCGUGCACAGGCGCUCGAACUUUUGACUCUUCAUCGAGGGACUCUUUCACCACGAACUGACUGAUCUAUUCCCAUCUUAUAUUCAACAUUCCAGUAACAUCCCCUUAUAUAUACCUAGAAUGAACCUUAAUUAUUGACUGCGCCGGCUAGUUAUUAGGACGGACAAAAAUAAGUGGUUGGUCUAAUA